GGUUGCCCGCAAAUGGCAAGCAUCGUAUCAGCAGUGCUAUUAUAUCUGACGGCUGUAGUUCAAUGCAAGAAUGAUGAAGAAGUGAUAAAGAUUUCUUUGCGCAGCAUUCUUGAAAGGACUAUCGCGGAUGAGCAAGGAAUGCUUCUCGAAAAGAACACCACUUUCUUGGCUCCUUUAAUACUUGGAAUCACUCCACACUGUCUUGUGUACUUUGGUUGGCUGCAGCAAAUCAUGGCAGGGUAUGCAUACGGCACCUACACAUUGCCAAAGAAGAAAUAUUUUUGCGGCAACUACCUGCCGAUAGUCAUGAAAACGGAGAACACUAAUGAAGACCUGUACCUCGGCAUCAGAAGAUUUGGCCGAAGAAUACUCAUACAAAACUUGUUCGGAGAAAUGCACUAUGCGAAAGCUGCUUCCGUUGAGGACGCAAAGCAAAAAACUGCAAGGACAAAAACAGUGCAAAAUCCCGUUUUAUGGUCGUCAAUCGACCCUACAGCCAGGCAAUACCAGUUCCUCAGCAAUGAGUUCGAAAGGGGCUUCCAAUUUCGAGGAUGUUUUAUUUUUCGAGGAAGAGUCAUACUUUAUGGAGAGGAUGAUACUAACAUUAUAUUUUAUGAGCUGAAAGUCACUCAAACUGCAUUUGACGAAGAACGAGGUCUCGGCAAUCUUCUGCUUCCCACCGUCAAAAAAUUUGCAAACUUGAGCAGGAAUAUCUUUCCUCCUGCACAUGUCCGCGUGCAAGUUACGAGCGAUUCUUUUACUGCAAGAGAACUGAAUGAGGUACAUAAAGUGCAAAUUGGAUUGUACCCUCAAAGCGAUGAUAAUCAUAUUAUGCGAGGGGCUAUUGAGAUACCUUUGAUAACACUGAUGAGAGGACAGACACAUGAGAUAAAAUACCGCCAAGAUAUUCAAGCUGUCGCAUAUAAGUGUCAGUAUGAAGAUAAUGAAUCGGUCACGAUCUAUGAAAGUGACUACACUCGAGAGAAAAUUGGUAACUUUAUACUGCUGGAAAAAGGAGAAUGUCAUCAAAAUGAUAGUUUGGUAGUUCGUCGACUGCCCAACGUACGCAUUUUCAUUCUCGCAUCAAGCCGUGUAUGGAUGAAUCCAUACAGAUUCAGCAGGCGUAUGACCUAUCCCAAUGCAGUUCAUACAAUGUCGGUGCAUCACAUCCUUCGAGGAUGGAAACGCUUUAUUCCCUUACUUGUUGCAAAUUUGGCCAUCUUCACUGUGCUGAUGUACAUUGUGAGCUUAGCAAUGAAGUAUCAUCGCAAAAUGAUGAUGAAGCUGGGCGCUUACAGUUCUUCUCAAACGGCUAACACACUUUGAUUGUGCAUUUGUAAUCGUGUGA
Molecule: messenger RNA, 1348 nt
Organism: Cylicocyclus nassatus
Lineage: Eukaryota; Metazoa; Nematoda; Chromadorea; Rhabditida; Strongylidae
Source: the annotation of a GenBank genome assembly